UUUUUAUCGGGCAUUAUGUCUUAGCUUCUUAUUUGUUUUAUUCGGGACGUCUUUUAUUUUGCCAGUGCAACGCAAUACACACAACAACAGUAACUACCUACCAAACAGCAUCCUAACACCUUAUUUUUAUUUUAACGUGGGCAUGUCAUAGGAAAUAAGGCUGGCGAUAAACAAAACAAAGGCGGCAGUUAAUCAGUUAAUUGUAUUCUAGACCUCGUUGAGAGAUGUCGUCGACAAACAGCACGAAUCAACUAAAAACACGGGUACUGUCUAUUCAGAGUCAUGUAGUGCAUGGAUAUGUGGGCAAUAAAAGUGCAACUUUUCCACUGCAAGUCUUAGGCUUUGAAGUGGAUGCCAUCAAUUCGGUACAAUUUUCCAAUCACACAGGCUAUGCCACGGUUAAGGGUCAAGUUCUGCAGGAAAAGGAAUUAGUUGAUUUAUUUGAUGGACUUGAAAGCAACGGCCUCUUGAAUUGUUAUUCACAUCUACUGACCGGGUAUAUAGGAAAUGCCUCUUUUCUGAGACAAGUUGCUAAAAUCGUAUCUAAAUUACGCGCUAACGAUCCGAACGUGAUAUAUGUUUGUGAUCCGGUCAUGGGCGAUGAUGGACAAAUGUACGUGCCAAAGGAAUUACUUCCAAUAUAUCGUGAUGAAAUUAUUCCUUUAGCGGACAUUAUAACGCCUAAUCAAUAUGAGGUUGAGCUUUUGACCGAAAUGAAAAUAUCAAAUGAAAAAUAUAUUUGGGAGGCAAUUAAUUGGUUCCAUGGACGUGGCAUUGAUACCGUGGCAAUUUCAAGCAGCGAUUUUGGUAAACCCGGAGAACUCCGCGCAUUCCUAAGCAAAAAAGCUGGGCCGCGUUACGCUCUUAAUAUUCCCAAACAAGGCACAAAUAUUUCAUUUACCGGUACUGGUGAUUUGUUUGCAUCAUUGUUCUUGGCUCAUAGUUACCAAACACCGGCAACGCAAUUAUCUACUGCUUUGGAACGUACAAUUGCCUCACUGCAAGCCGUUAUAAAACGGACCUUAGAUUCGAUGCCUCUAGAAGUUCUUGAGGGUAAGCGGAAAGUUACCUCUUUUGAACGUGAACUAAAACUGAUUCAGAGUAAAGUGGACAUUGAAAAUCCCAACGUGAAAUUACUUGCUGAACAAAUUGUUUAAUAUAUCCGUGUUUUCAAUACCACUUUGUUGUGUUUUGUCUUUAUUACUUGUUUGUUAACCGUUUGCCAGUACAAAAUAACUUUUGACAAUAAACACUGUUAAGCUUAAGUUUUAUAACCGAAGAUAACGUACAUAUAUGCACACACAUAUAUAGUUAAAAAUAUACAUAAUAAAAAUAUUAUAUAUCAUGAUA
Messenger RNA from Musca domestica (house fly), 1350 nucleotides. RefSeq names its product pyridoxal kinase. Gene Ontology annotation, biological process: pyridoxal 5'-phosphate salvage. The record is from RefSeq and is a predicted model, not a curated record. Gene Ontology annotation, cellular component: cytosol. The transcript is spliced from 5 exons. Gene Ontology annotation, molecular function: pyridoxal kinase activity. NCBI's taxonomy places the organism in Eukaryota, Metazoa, Arthropoda, Insecta, Diptera, Muscidae. Bases 225 to 1157 code for a protein of 310 amino acids.